AACAUUUUCGUAGAUAUUUUUCGGAUAUUCUUCAUGUGAGGCUAUUUCCUAUUUCACGAGUAGACACGAGUGAGAAGUACUAACACUACUUCGAAGCAAUACGAAGUACGGUACGUAAUAUGUACUAGUAGUAGUUCCGACAGCUGUGUGGAACGUUCUUUUUGGUUGAUUUGUUUUCUGCAGGCAUCAUCAUACGGUACAUGUCUCACAAUGUUACAUGUUACAUCGUGAUUUUUGCCUUCUUUCGCAAGCAACACGAAUACGCCACAAGGCAAGAGGUAAUACUGCCACAAGCUACAAAACACAACGAGGAAACGAUGAGUUGCUUUCUGCCAGCCGAACAUACUGAAGUCACCAUGCGGAUGGGGGCGGUCAUGUUUUUGGGUUACGCAGCGACCUUUUCGCAAACCAUCUCUGAGGCCGCCAUCCCCAUCGAGCAAAAUAUUUUCCUAGGAAUCUUCGUACCAUUUUGCACUAUGCUAUUUCCAACACUUAUGUUCUCCUUUGGGACGUUUAUCCUACCGUUUUGGUCCAUCUUUUGUUCAAUUCAGCUGUUAUCGACCCUACUGGCGCUGAUUGCAACAGAGCUCGGAAACGCCGCUUUUGUGGUUGCCUUUUGCUUGGUUUCUUUCUGGGUCUCCUUCACUCGAUUCGACAAAGUAGAAGGAUACAAGACAAGCCUGAUUGUUAUCGGGAUCGUAAUUCAGACCGUGCUCAGUUUCCCGAAUAUCACACACAUGCAGGACGGGAUCCGCUUCUUCCAAUCUUCGACCGCUCCGAGUGGCUUCCCGCCCCUCCUCGAAGAGCAACUGUCACUUCUGCUAGAAAGUGCCAUACAUGAAGCCACAAAUCUCGGGAUUGGAACACACUCUAUCGAAAUAAAUUCGUCGUCAAGCAACAAUUUGUCUACCUCGGCGUUGGAGGGGAGGACGGCCGAGAUCUCCAUCUACGAUGACGGUUCGUCUUUGACGUAUGUUGAGGGGGGCAUGUGGCUUGUCGGAGCCGGGUGGAAUAUAUCCGAGGGUAGUUACAAUCUACAGAAUCCAUUUGCCAAAUUCGCCCACACUUUGGCCCUAACAUUAUGGAUCACUCUGAUCAUCUCCUUGGCAGUGUUAAUGCCGCCUUUUCGAACCAUGAGGAGUGCGGUCUGGAGAGAAAUGAUUCCAGAAGCAAUGAAUGAUGCCGCAAGGUCCAUCCGGUUGCAUGCGGAGCGUUUGGAAAGCGGAAGGCAGGAAGAAGCAGGGGUUGAGCAAUCGGAGACCAAAGCCGAGGAUCGAAAGCAAGCGAAGAAGAUGCAGUCGAUAGCAAGACUCGGAACUCGCGGAAAAUGCGUGAAUCACAUCAAUGCCCAUUUUGGGGGUAACCUGGCGAACUAUAGCGUGUUCGAGCCGAGGCUUUUGGCGUGCAACCCACCAGAAUGGACAACUGGUACCUUGGUGAUGCUAUCGAAAGCGGUCUCGAAGUGCGUGAGAAUUGCUGUGGGGAUCGAAAUCUUGGACGAAACCAAUAGUCAUGAUCAUAGGAGCAAAGGUCAAGGCGGGCGCUGGCAUAAAAAUAUGGGCUGUUACCUAGAGGUAGCUGAAGAGCUAGAACUGUGUGGGAAAGCCCUCAAGAUUGGUGACGCAAACCUACUAAAGGAUCUCGGGCAAAAAGCCCAUGAUGCAGAGUCUCCCACUGAAGAGUCGUGUGAUUACUACGAUCCGUUUCAUUUCCGCGAGUACAUAGACGGCGUCAUUACCCUCAGCAAAAGAUGGCUCGAGCAAAUGGAUCCGAGAUCUAGCGAAAAUUACUGCUCUUGGCAAUCGCUAACUGCAGCACGAAAAAACGGAGAGCCCUGGAUAUGGAUGCAGUUUUCCCACUACGUGUUCUUUGCAAAGACGCUUGCGAAUCUGUUUCGCAAAUCCUCCUGGCACGCCCUUCUGAAUCCCUCGCAGCACAAUACCCUGCCGCAGGUUGUUUGGUGCGCAAAGUUCGCCUUGGGACUGACGCUACUGAUGGUAUUUCUUAUUUACUGGCCAGCAUACAAGACCGGAUUUGUUGUCAUGAUGAACGAGGACGAUCCCUUUCGAUCGCUAUUUGCACAACAGAAUGGUGGUUGGGCCAUGAUAGCCUAUGGUUUUGCCACACCCCAGACAGUAGAGGGAUCUGCGAAGAAAGGCUUGCUGAGAAUGCUUGGGACAGUCACCGGGGCUUUCAGUGCAUGGCUUGCCCUGAUUGCUUGCGCAAACGAGAGCUUUACAUUCAAUUACAAUAACUAUGCGAUUGUUGCGUGGCUGACAAUUACGUCACUCCUCGCUACCUUUGUUGGUACGGAGAGGGGAUUCAAUGCCCGCAUGGGUCUUUCCAGUGACUACGGCUUUGGUCCGAUCUAUUUUGUCGUCACACAGAUUAUCAUAGUCAGUUAUGGAUAUUAUUUAUUCGACACAGCAAAGCCCUCCGAUAUCGCAAUCAACCGGAUGAUUGCCAACCUGGUGGGCAUAUCAAUGGCCAUCGUCGUCGGUCUCCUCCCACCCGGGAUCUGGGGCGGGAAUCCUCGCCACUGUCGAAACAUUGUCCGCUACCACAGGUGCAAGAUCUCGGAGGCCAUUGAGCUGGUGGCAUCGUGCCCACCGUCGCUCGGGAAAGAAGUGGCCGGAAAAGUCGCGGGAGAGCUGCGGGACCUGUCGACGGAGAUCGAAAAUCGGUCUACCGAGAUGCAGGUCAUUGCCGCCGACUUCGAGAAAGACGCUUCCAGGCUGAGGGCGAUGCCCCGCUUCCAGGUAGACCCCCGCCUGAAGAUCGAGAUCUCGAAAGUGACGAGGGACAUAUACACCGCUGCCUUUGUCCCCAAACUCGCUGCUAGCAUCCUGGAGGACGCAGAAAGGCGCAGCGCGUUGGUUGGUACCGAGAGUGUUUACCGGAGGGAGCUUUUGAAGCUAUGGGAGGUUGGCCAUGAUCCCUCUAUUGAAUCAAGCGCUCCUAUUCCAAACUUACCGAAGGCAACGUGCGAUGGAGACACGGACGCGGAGCUCCUCGUCCGUGCAAUAGCUUGGCUGCGAGACGAAUUUAUCCAACACGAGACAGUCCUCGAUAGUAUCAAGUUUGGUCUUUAAGGGAAUGUAUCUUUUUCACUCGAUCAUUAACACUCUU
Messenger RNA from Pseudo-nitzschia multistriata, 3129 nucleotides. The record is from the annotation of a GenBank genome assembly. NCBI's taxonomy places the organism in Eukaryota, Bacillariophyta, Bacillariophyceae, Bacillariales, Bacillariaceae.